This is a messenger RNA of Coturnix japonica (Japanese quail), 1476 nucleotides long. Lineage: Eukaryota; Metazoa; Chordata; Aves; Galliformes; Phasianidae. The record is from RefSeq and is a predicted model, not a curated record.
UAUUGCACAGUGCAGAUCUCAAGAAGGGCGAUCGACAACUGGGGAUGCGCACACGCACACCCGCGCACCCCGUAGCACCCCUCGGAGGGCUUUGCCCCACACUUCCCCGUGCCGCCCCCCGCCCAGCGCAGCGCCUGGGUGACGGGGUCAGGCGUGGCGGGAGAGGGGGAGCGGGAGGUGAAGGUGAAGAGCAGCAGCGGGCUCGGGGCUGGCUGCGGCUGCUCUCUGGGCUGUGCGGCUGUGCCCAGAGGGCGGAGUUCCCGCACGCUGCUGCCUCACCGGAGAACCUGCCCUCGGCGCAGCGCUCCGCAGCCGGGACCCCACCGCCGCCGCCCGCCCCGCACCGCUCUGUGUGGCCCCGUUUCCCCCUGGGCUCGGGGAGCCGGGAGGUGGCGGAGUGGCGCUGCCCCCCUUCCUCGCCCUCGGCUGGGGUUCCCCAGCACCUCUCACACCGCAAAGCGUGUGUCUAACGCCAGGAUUUUUUUUAUUAUUAUUUUUAAAUUUCUGGUCUCUCUUCGAACCGUUUCCUCCCCCCGCCUCCCCUCCCCCUCGCUCCCAUCGGUAAGUUGGAACUUUCUUCGCCGCUUUAGCAGUUCUCCCGCUCUCUCUCCAGGUUUUAGUUCCUUUAUUAACGCUUUGUCGCUGCUCCGCUCGCACCGACGCUGGAGGAACCACCACCAGCCCGGGGCGGGGCUGUGUCCGCUUUCGGAGCCUUCGGAGAAGAUGCGAGAGGCGCGGGGAAGGGCGCUCCGUCGGCUUCGCGUUGGCGCAACCGUCCCGCCGGCGGGAGGUACGGGCGUGCGAGCGUGCCGGGGGGGACCGCCUCCCCUAGCCGUCCGGAGUGCAGGCUGGGCAGUGGGAACAGGAUCGGCCCGUGAUGCCGCUCAGCGGAGAGCCCUUGGCUUCUCCCUCGUACUUUCGAUCACUGGAGGCAAACAUCGAAUUAAUUGGAUCUUGGUGGCUGAGGCUGGUAACAGUGUAUUGAACGGAGUUAUCUGCCACAAUGCCCAGGUGUCUGCCAGAAUGUCAGGACAUUCUAGACCAGAUCUCUCCUCCUGUCUGCCGGGAGGGCUGAACUGUAAAUCUGUCUCGAGUGAUGCACCCUACACCGUGGGUAGGUGCGUCAUUUCGGAGCCGGAGAGAGAUGGGAGCUUAUCCGAGGAGCUUUCAGACACCUCCGUGGGAUGGGUCGUUAGGGAGUGCCGGAAUCCACAGGAAAUUGCAGAUCUAACAUGUGAGGAACAUAAAGCCCUGCUCUCUGACAGUGGGAACGCAAAUACACAGACACGCGGGACUGAGCCUGGUACUUGCUGAGCACUGCGACUCACGGCUUUGGGCCUCGGUGCUGGUUUGUAAAAUGCCUCACUCACGUACUGCUGCAGUCGAUAGCCGGAAAGCUACCGACCGUGUGAGUCAUGAGCCAUCAGCAAAAGCCUUCAGCCGCCCUUCCAAAGCCUAAUAAAAGAGUUAAACUGA